Messenger RNA from Fonsecaea multimorphosa CBS 102226, 1083 nucleotides. RefSeq lists its product as uncharacterized. The record is from RefSeq and is a predicted model, not a curated record. The transcript has a single exon. The coding region runs from base 1 to 1083 and encodes 360 amino acids. Lineage: Eukaryota; Fungi; Ascomycota; Eurotiomycetes; Chaetothyriales; Herpotrichiellaceae.
AUGGCAUUCUCCCGCUUUACUCCCCUUGCCGCCGUCCUGGCAUUUGGCCUGGCACAAUGUGCACCCGUACCCGAACCGCUCCUCUCCGAGCUGGCCAACACAUCCUACGGUCCAAUUCCAGGCCAGUCGUCGUUGUACAGCACAUACAGUGGCACAGCAGCUCCGUUCCCGGGUAAUAUCACGGGUGCCAUCGUCAACACCACUUCCGGCCCUGCUGGCGAAGACGACCUCCUUUUCCAGAAUCUGCUGUCUGCCGAGUGGGUCAUCUUCUCCUUCUACCAACAAGGGGUUGAGCGCUUCAACAGUAGCGCUUUCGUCGAGGCCGGCUUCCCCAACACCACCUACGAGCGUAUCCAGCAGAUCCGCGACAACGAAGCCGGUCACCUGCGCAUCUUCCAGGACCAAAUUUCGACCAACUCGGUCAAGCCGGGACCAUGUCAAUACGAAUACCCCUAUGAUGACCCCGCCAGCUACAUCGCGCUUCAGACAGUCAUUGAGAUCUCCAGCAUGGCCUUCCUCACGGGACUCGAGUUGCAAGCCAAGCUCACUUUAUCCAAGGCGGCCCUCGUCGCAAUUGCCGCAACCGAAUCCCGUCACAAUACGUGGUCGCUCAUUGACAAUUGGAGAUCCACCCCCUUCGCCGGUCCCGCAGAUACGGUGUAUCCCUACGCGAACCAGAUCCUGGACUUCACCAACGAAUGGAUCGUCAACGGUUCCUGUCCCGCAGAAAACCCGGUAUACCCAACACCCCGCCAGAACCUCCCGCAGAUGACACCCGGGUCUGGCUCAACGGGGGUCACACCUGGUUCAACCCUCGUGUUCAAUUUCACCCAGCCGGACAACCAACCCCACUUCACACCGGGCAAGGACUACUAUGCCGUCUUCUUCCACGGUGUCUACAAUAUCUCUGUCCCCUUCAACACCACGACCAACAGCGCCGUGAUCCCUCCACAGAUCGAACCGCUGGGGAUCAUCGUUGCGGUCAUUGCUGACGAGGAAGGUGCUCCCACCAAAGAGAAUGUCCUUGCUGGAACGAUGAUCUUGCCUGAGAGUCCCGUCGCACUCGCCGACUCGGGUUACUGA